This is a messenger RNA of Harpegnathos saltator (Jerdon's jumping ant), 3450 nucleotides long. RefSeq lists its product as uncharacterized. Gene Ontology annotation, biological process: DNA integration. The transcript is spliced from 6 exons. Lineage: Eukaryota; Metazoa; Arthropoda; Insecta; Hymenoptera; Formicidae. The coding region runs from base 1 to 3450 and encodes 1149 amino acids. The record is from RefSeq and is a predicted model, not a curated record. Gene Ontology annotation, molecular function: nucleic acid binding.
AUGUUGCAUUCGCCGCUAGCGUCGCAUCGCGACGAAGAUCCUCAGGAGCCGCAACAGCGCGCAGCGGCGCGACCCAUGGGCGAGCCUCUGCUUACUCUCGACGCACCAACUUCAGGCAACCAUCCAGGAUGUGGCGAGUCGGUCGACGCGGUGCAAAGCUGUCGCCUUCCGCCUUUCUGGAAAUCCAACCCCGAGCUGUGGUUUCUCCAGGUCGAAGCGGUGUUUCAAGCGUUGCGAGUACGCAACGACGAAACCAAGUACAGCCUCGCCGUAUCCUUGCUCGACCCGAAAUCGUUGCAGGAGCUUUCAGACAUCAUUCGGUUACCGCCGCCAGACAGGAAGUACGAGCUGCUGAAAGCCACCAUCCUGAGCCGUUUUUCGGAUUCGGCGGACCGACAAUUGCUGCGUCUCCUCACUCAGCUUGAGCUGGGGGACCGCAAACCUUCGCAGCUGCUGCGCCAGAUGCGCACGCUAGCUGGAACCAGAGUUCCGGAGGACGUCAUCCGGGUUCGUUGGCUGGACCUGCUACCUAUCAGCAUCCAGCAAAUCCUCAAGGUGCUCAAAACUCACAACCUGGAGGAGCUAGCCGCAGCUGCCGACGAGCUGUUGGGAAGCGGGCAAGGCUACCCGGUAGCCGCCGUCCAGCCACCUGCAAGUACCUGCGCCGUGUGCGCGGCUUCGGGCGGUCAGCUGACAUCCCGCCAACCUGACCUUGCCGCGGUGCUGACUGACAUCAGAGCUUCGCUACUGCGGAUGGAGGCCUCCCAGCGGGACAUACUCUCUUUCCUGCGCCGCCAACCUCCUGUAGACUCCGGUUCCGUCAUCUCGUUGCUGCCCAGGUCGCAAACGCGAGACAAGCUUCCAACGCAGAGGCUCACGCUCCUCGCUGCCAACGCCUCACCUAUAGCAACGUACGGAAUGCGCACGCUGGUUCUCAAUCUGGCGCUCCGGAGGGACUUCGAAUGGCGUUUCAUUGUGGCGGACGUGCAGACUGCCAUCCUAGGAGCCGACUUUCUCGCACAUUUCGGACUCCUGGUGGACGUCGCUGGCCGUCGUCUCCUCGACUCGCUCACCUCUCUACAGGUACAAGGCGUCAUGUGCCGAGCCAGUGUACACAGCAUAGCAGUGAGGCAGGAGGCCAACGUUCCGGAAGGCCAGCUGGGCGUAUGUUAUACUCGAGUCUUGGCGGAUUUCGCCAGCGGGGCUAAGGACAAUCGUGCCUCUUCAGGCCCGAGCAGCACAGGAGUGCGCCAUCAUAUUCUGACUACUGGGCCACCAUGUUUCGAGCGUCCUCGAAGACUGUCCGGGGAGAGGCUCGCAGCGGCUAAAGCAGAAUUCGACUCGCUGCGAGCCCAAAACAUUGUACGCCCUUCCUCGAGUCAAUGGGCUAGUCCUAUUCAUCUGGUCAAGAAGAAGACAGGAGGAUGGCGAGCCACUGGCGAUUACCGCCGGCUUAAUGCCAGCACCGUUCCUGAUUGGUAUCCCCUACCGAAUAUUGAAGACCUCCUCCAGGACUGCCACGGAUGCACGGUAUUCUCCGUCGUCGAUCUCGAACGGGCGUACUACCAGUUGCCCGUCGCGGAGGAGGACGUGCCCAAGACAGCCGUGACGACUCCUUUCGAUUUGUUUGAAUUUGUUGGCAUGCCUCUAGGACUCCGCAACGCCUCUCAAACAUUCCAACGACACAUGGAUUUGGUGCUGCGCAAUCUUCGAUUCGUGAGGUGCUACCUGAACGAUCUGCUGGUGCUCUCCAAAUCGCACGAGCAGCACAUCGAGCACCUCCAGCUAUUGUUUGCCGCUUUAAGCCAAGCUCAGCUCUCCAUCAACCUGGAUAAAUGUAUGUUCGGGCGAAAUCAGGUGACUUAUCUAGGCUUCUUAGUAUCGCAACAAGGCUACCAGCCGCCCCCGCAGCACGUGCAAGCAAUACGAGACUUUCCGCUGCCGAAGACAGUAGCCGAUCUCCGAAGGUUCCUCGGCAUGCUAAACUUUUAUCGUCGCUGCAUUCCGAAGGCGGCUGAACUACAAGCGCCUCUACACAACUUCCUCAAAGGGGCCAAGAAGAGAGACCGUUCCGAGGUACACACUGCCAUCGGCGCCGCUCUGAAGCAGUUCGAAGAUGGUUCUUGGCGACCGACCGGAUUCUUCUCACGCAAACUCAGCGACGCAGAGCAACGCUAUAGCACAUACGAUCGCGAGCUGUUGGCCAUUUUCGCAAGCAUUAAGUACUUUCAGAGGAUCCUGGAAGGACGUCAGUUCCGGCUCACUUUGGAGCACGUAAAAGGGCAGGACAAUGUCGUGGCGGAUACGCUUUCGAGAGCCUGCGCUAUCGACAUGCCGACCAUCUUGGACGCUGCUACAAUCGCUAAUGCACAGGAUGACGACGACGAGCUUCCGCAUCUGCGAGACAAUGCUGCAACGCCUCUACAGCGCCUUACUAUCAAGGGCUACGACGUCUACUGCAGCAUCGCCGGAAUUCGGGUGAGGCCCUACCUGCCAGUUUCGCUCCGGCGACGAGCCUUUGACGUCGUGCACGGACUCGCACACCCGAGCGGUCGGGCUUCAGUAAAAGCCACGCAGCGGUUCUUUUGGCCGGGCAUUAAGAAGGACGUCGCGCGCUGGGCCCGAGAGUGUCAACCCUGUCAACGGGCAAAGGUCCACCGGCAUAACCACUCAGCCCUCGGUCGAUUCAACACACCCGACAACCGUUUUGACCACGUCCACGUGGAUAUAGUCAAGCUGCCGCUAGUUGCAGGGCGGCAAUACUGUCUGAUAGCCAUCGACAGAUUCUCCAGGUGGCCGAUCGCCGUGCCGCUGCAGGAUAUGCAAGCAGGGACUAUAGCAGCAGCCUUCUUCGAGCAUUGGAUCUGCCACUAUGGGACCCCAUUAACGAUCACCUCCGACCAGGGAGCGCAGUUCGAAUCAGCACUGUUCACGGCGCUGGCGCAGCUCAUCGGGGCCAAGCGGAUACGGACAGCACCGUAUCACCCGCAAUCCAACGGUAUAAUCCAGCGAUUUCAUAGGUCGCUCAAGGCAGCGCUGAUGUGCAACCCUCAAACGCCUUGGAUGGACCUUUUGCCAGCGGUGAUACUGGGCCUUCGCACCUGUUUCAAGCAGGACCUACAAGCCUCUGCGGCAGAGAUGCUGUACGGCACGGCGUUAAGGAUUCCGGGUGAGUUCUUCGUUACGCAGAAUCAACCGGCUUGCCCACAGGUCUUUCUGUCAAAAUUUCGAAGCCUCAUCAGAGACAUCAAGCCGACUGAGUUUAUCAGGAAGCCGUUGGAACCACCUUAUACAGGGCCGCAUGAGGGCAGUGUGUUGAAGGCAUUGGUGAUGUCGAGCGAUACCGCCAACAACAACCCGCCCUCCCUCUCCACGAGCACUCUGGCCAGGUCCCGGCGACGCUGGAUCGCAUCCAGCGUGGAUCUUCCGGGCUUAGACCCGUAUUGGUGA